GUGGACAGACUGGACAGACGGACUGCAGUCCCUCUGCUGCUCUCGCCCGCUGUGCUAGAGCACAGACAGACUCGGACUAAAAGAGAAACCAGACAGAAAAGCAAAUGGUAAACAAGUUAGUUAGUUAAUUGUUUGACUUUGGGACACCAUGGUGAAACAGCGACGCGCCAGAGCGCAUUCCUGUUGCGCAGCUGUUGCGCCCCUUUGUUGCAGAAGAGGACCACUAAAGACUCUGACAAAGCCCGCCAUCUUUGCCAGUGAGACCAGUUGUGACUGUCGCGCCCCUCAUGAGAAGCUCAGCAUCGCUCAGGCCCGCAGAGGCACCCCAGUGGACCGGCCAGUCAGAGUCUACGCAGAUGGCAUCUUUGACCUGUUCCACUCUGGACACGCUCGUGCUCUUAUGCAGGCCAAGAACCUCUUUCCCAACACCUACCUCAUAGUAGGAGUGUGCAGUGAUGAGCUGACCCAUAAGUACAAGGGUUUCACAGUCAUGACAGAGAUCGAACGUUAUGAAGCGCUGAGACACUGCCGCUAUGUCGACGAGGUUUUGAGAGACGCACCCUGGACUCUUACGCCGGAGUUCUUAGAGAAACACAAGAUCGAUUUUGUGGCUCACGAUGAUAUCCCUUACUCCUCAGCAGGAAGUGAGGACGUCUAUAAACACAUCAAGGAGGCAGGGAUGUUUGUGCCAACACAACGGACAGAAGGAAUCUCAACGUCUGACUUGAUCACCAGAAUUGUGAGAGACUACGACGUCUACGCCCGACGCAACCUCCAGCGUGGCUACACAGCCAAGGAGCUGAAUGUCAGCUAUAUCAAUGAGAAGAAGUACCGGCUGCAGAACCAAGUGGACCGAAUGAAGGAGAAGGUCCGCACAGUCGAGGAGAAGAGCAAACAUUUUGUUUACCGUGUGGAGGAGAAGAGUCACGACCUCAUUCAGAAGUGGGAAGAGAAAUCUAGAGAGUUUAUUGGCAACUUCCUAGAACUGUUUGGGCCUGAUGGGACUUGGAAACAAGUGUUUCAGGAGCGCAGUGGACGAAUGCUGUCCUACGCUCUGUCUCCCCGAGAGUCGCCGUGCAACAGUCCUCCCCGUGAACUGUCCCCCCUGCGCUCUCCCUCGCCCCCGUCGCCUCCAGCCCGCUGGCACAACGCACGGCCCUCACCCCCAACCUCCCCCAAAGGAGCAUCUGCCUCUAUAAGCAGCAUGAGUGAAGGCGAUGAGGAUGAGAAGUAGAUGGAUUAUUGAACACACACA
Molecule: messenger RNA, 1255 nt
Organism: Centropristis striata (black sea bass)
Lineage: Eukaryota; Metazoa; Chordata; Actinopteri; Perciformes; Serranidae
Gene: pcyt1ba
Product: phosphate cytidylyltransferase 1B, choline a
Exons: 8
Coding region: 149-1234 (361 amino acids)
Biological process (GO): CDP-choline pathway
Molecular function (GO): choline-phosphate cytidylyltransferase activity; phosphatidylcholine binding
Source: RefSeq, a predicted model, not a curated record